Lytechinus pictus (painted urchin) is the source of this 5797-nucleotide messenger RNA. RefSeq lists its product as uncharacterized. NCBI's taxonomy places the organism in Eukaryota, Metazoa, Echinodermata, Echinoidea, Temnopleuroida, Toxopneustidae. The transcript is spliced from 15 exons. The record is from RefSeq and is a predicted model, not a curated record. Bases 192 to 2984 code for a protein of 930 amino acids.
ACAGCUAGAUAGAUGCGCAUGCGCGCAAGGCAGCUGUGAAGUUGUUAUGGGAAACUCAUGCAAACAACUUUGUUCAUCGAAAAUUCUGCAUGCAGCUCUCAUUAGAACGUGAAUAAACGGGAACCAAUUGGAUACAAUUAGAACGGGAAAACAGGAAUCGGCUCCUCAUUAAUUGCAAGCUAGACGUCAACAUGCCCGAGAAUGGUGCUGCUGAAAUGGUGGAGGACCACAUCCGGACUUAUGUCCUCUCUAAGAUGGUCCGAGUCGCAGAGUUCUUCAAAGAUUUUGACAGUUUAAGAUCCGGCUUUGUAACACGUGCUCAGUUCCGAAGAUGUCUCGACCAAGGAUUCAAUCUAAACUUAUCAGAAGAUAUUCAGGAAACACUCAUUGCUAAAUAUGCAUCUAGGAAGGAUGGCACCGAUCUUGUCAAUUACCAGAGGUUUGCAGAUGUCAUUGAAAGAACAUUUCAACCAGAUAAACUACAGAAAAGACCAGAGACACAAAUUAUCAAGGCACCAGAAAUUCUUGGAACGUCUCGGACCAUCCGACCACUAAGCCCUGCGUCACAGAACCGCAUCACGGCCAUGAUUCAACAAAUUGCCCCUUAUUACAAAUACCAUGAGAUUACCAUUCGGAGCUGUUAUGAGGAUUUUGACAAGCAUAACAAGGGCAUCAUAACAGAACCUCAGUUCUUCCGUAGUUUUCCAUAUCCACCUGGAAUCAGCGAAGAUGACGUGAAGCUCUUGGCCAAAGGAUAUCGCGAUCCAACCAAAGAAGGCAUCUGCAACUAUCUCAAUUUUCACAAUGAUGUGGAAAAGGCUAAAGAAGGAAUGGAAGAGAAGCUAUUCGAAGGCAAACCCCCUGCAAAUUAUAACAUUCCUAAAGAGAUUGAAGCUGACAACGAACUCAGUCAAAUCUUCGCCAAGAUCCAAGUAGCCAUCCACAAGUACGGCAUCCGUACGCCGGAGUUCUUCCGCGAUCACGACAAGCUCCGGAGCUACAUCAUCACUGAGAACCAGUUCAAGUGCGGUCUGCUGCUGUGCGUGGGCAACAAGGUCACCUUGACGAGGGACGAGGUUCAGAAGCUUGUCGAUUACUACAAGAGACCCGACGGGAGGGUGCACUACAAGGAAUUCUGUGAUCUCAUGGAAAAUGCUUUCAACGACCCUAAUCUCGAGAAGAAGCCGACCACCGAGGUUUAUCGCCCGCGACGGGGAGAGCUCUCCAGAACCCUAAACACGUUGAACUCGCCAAAGGAAGAAGAAAGGUUGAACUUCAUCUUGGACAGGCUCUCCGCAGAUGUGAAGAAGAGGAGGCUGAUGAUGAUACAGUACUUCCAAGAUUAUGAUAGGAGCAAAGCCUACACCCGCAACAUGACAAAGAUUCAGUUUGGAAGGAUGCUCCACUUCUUGUCUCUUAACGUCGGCAAGGAAGAUUUUGAGAUUCUCUGUCGAAAGUUUGAAGACCCCACCACCAAGGAUACAAUCAGCUACCCAGCCUUCGUGCAGGCUGUCGAUAAAGAAUACAUUGGCUUUACGACUGAUAAGAGCGGUGAUAAACCUAAGAGAAGGCCCAAGACUCCAACAGCUGACAAACCAAUCGAUUCAAGCAACGUUGAUGUCGCAGAGCUUGUGGCUCGUAUCAGGCAUCAUAUUCUCGCUAACAGAAUACGAGUUUGUGAAUACUUCCAGGACUUUGACCCCCUAAGGGAGAGGUCCAUUCCACGAAGCAAGUUCCGUAUGGGUCUAAGUGCCAUGGGACUGAGUGCUCUAGGUCAGUUCAACAUGACUGAGCCCCAGUUCAAAGCUCUCAGUGAGACCUAUGCAGACCCCACUGACCCAGAUGCUGUUCUUUGGCAGAACUUUGAGAAGGAUAUUGAAACAGUUUUCACUCAAGUGGUUCCGAAUCUGGAGAAAACCCCGACCAGCACCGUGAUCCCUACCGAACAGUUCUUGAUGGACAAACCAGGCACAACAGACUGGAGCUUGGCACCGGGUGAGGUGCACAUCACCUUCGAGGAAGCCAUGAACCGCAUGAGGGAGCGCGUGGAGCAACGGCGCGUCCUGCUCAAGCCUUGCUUCGAGGAUUUCGACAAUCACAACAUGGGGAUUGUCACCAAGAACCAGUUCCGUCAGUGCCUGUUCUACCUCGGCCUGAAUGCUUCCGAAGACGAGAUGCUCGUUCUGGAGGCCAAGUACACCAACAACAUGGGGUUCAACUACACGAGGUUCCUGGAGGAACUCCAGCCGAAACCUCAACAGGAACUGAAGUAUGUCCAACGUCUGCAGGAUCUUGAGUUGGUGAACAACAGGACGGUAUCCCUUGAGAAGAACCCUCUCAAGGAUGCAGAGAGUAUCAUGGAGAAGGUUAAGACUAAGGUAAUGAAGGAAAGAAUGAGGGUGCAUGAGUUCAUGCGCAACUAUGACAAGCUUCGUACGGGUCGUAUGCUUACUGAGAAUUUCAGACGCUCCUUGGACAAUGCCGGUCUUGGUCUGCAACCCUCAGAAGUAGACAUCCUCAUCAGAACGUUCCAGUCACCAAGCGAUCCCAAAUUCGUGGAAUGGCUUCUAUUCAGUGAUCACGUAGAGAGUAUCUUCACGUUGAAGAACCUGGAAAAGGAUCCUCUCAUCACGCCGGAGCAGUUCAAACCAGCUGUUCAGGUGGAGAAGAACGUACUCACGUCAGUAGAAGAGAAUAUUCUUGCAAACACUGUCGAAAGACUUGCACAAAAGGUCCACAAGGGACGCAUUCAGCUUUAUCCACUCUUUGAGGACUAUGACAGAGUCCACAACGGCACCGUCUCCCAGUCGCAGUUCCGUCGUGUCCUUAGCGAACUCGAGCUCGGAUCACUGGUCAACGAAGUCGAACUCGACGUCCUUUGGAAAAAAUUUGAGAUCGUGAUUGGUUUGAAGACUGAUGUGGACUAUUGCUCCUUCUGUGAUUUAAUCUACAAGAAAGCAAAUAUUGAACUCUUCAGACCAUGAAUGAUUUUGUGCUAGAUGAAUGUAUAUAACAUUGGAUUAUUCAAAGUGAGAAAGGGGUUACAUCUGUGCACAUCCUUCUGAAUGAAGAUAUGUGAACUCUUCAGACUGAAUGGAUUCUUGCUAAACAAAUCUUAAUAACAUUUGAAUAUUCAUAGUGAGAAAGGGUUAUAUAUGUGUAUAUCCUUGUGAAAUUAAGAUAUGCGAACUCUUCAGACCAUGAAUUCUUUUCUGCUAGGCAACUCUAAAGAUAAUUCAUUGAAUUUUUCAAAGUGGGAAUGGGUUGCAUCCAUGUAAUCAUUGUGAAGUAAGAUGCAUGAACUCUUCAGAAAAUAUAUAGUUUUCUGCCAGAUGAAUUUUAAUAAUAUUGAUUUUUUUUGUGGGAAAGGGGUUGCAUCUGUGUACACCAUUGUGCAUUAAGAUAUAUGAACUAUUCAGACUAUAAAUGGUUUCUGCUUUAAUAGACAAGUAUAAAUAACAUUACAAAUAUUCCAAAAGGGAAGAGAGUAACAUUUUUGUAUGUCCUUGGAAGUAAGUUAAGCAUUUUACUUAUUUCAUUUAUUUCCAUGUAAAGUAGCACAGAAGGAAAAGUAAUUUUGAACUUCAUUCAAAUAAGGCUGUGAAACUUUUGCAAGGAAAGAUUGUGUUUCUCUCUCAUGCACACUGGUAGGUAUAUGUAUAGUUUCAAAUCCAUAUAAAUACGAAAAUGAGAUCAAUUAAAAGAAAAUUGACAAGUUUGACUUUUCAUCAAACAGUAGAAAUGGGUUUUAGUGUUUUUUCAACUGCCUUUACUUCUUGUUUGAAGCAAUAGGGAUAUUACUAAGUUUGCGAUAUCAGUCGGUCAUUAAAGGCAACAAAAAUGUCUGGGCCCCGUCUUACAAAGAGUUACGAUCGAUCUGAUCAAUCUCAAGUAUAUGGAAGUCCAUCAGUGUCAUAAUUUUUCUUCAGGAAAUUUGCUCAAUAUCCUUUGUAAACAAAGAGGAGCAUACUGAAUUGUCCAGAAAACAGUGAAUGUAUGAAUAUAUAUAAUUUUUUGAAAAUAUUUUGAACAAACAUGUAUUUUAGAUGUUGACGUUGCUGGCUGUCCAUAGUUGCAAUUGAUCGGAUCAAUGAAUUAGAAUGAGAAAUUACAGGAGAUCUUUUUUCAUAAAGAAGUCUUGGUAACACUUCUUUCUGUCAUUGAAAAAAAAUCCUUGUUUAAUAUGCCCUUUUCUCUGUAGUCCAUUUAUUCUCUUAAUUCUAAUUGCAUUCUCAAACAUUGUUUUAUUUUUGUCAAACUGUAUUCCUCUUUGUUUUUUUGUUGAGGAAGGUAAGGGUUGGGGCUGAUGUGUUAAUAUUCAUGUCAGUAAUCAUUUUGACAGCUUCAAUUCUGAGUGUACACUGUAUAUUUAACUUUACACAUACAUGUUCAUAUAUAUGUAUUUAUAUUCCAGAUCUUUAAAACUCAUUCCCAUAUUAAUGACCUGUAUAAAAAAAAAUGUAUAAAGAAGUGUGAAAUAUGUGUGUACAUACAAAACUGAUCUAUGUAUGCAGAAGUGCAUGAAAAUAUGAUAUAUUUUACUAUAAAAGUACACCUUUAUUCGGAUAGGUGGAUAAUUUAAUUACUGUAUGUAAUAUGCAUGAUGUGUCAGCAGCUUAUGGUCUGUACUAUGCAGAAUAUAUUAUAUUGGAAAUUCAUAUUUGUGUGUAAUUCUACCAUCAUAGAGAAAAAUAUGGACUAGUAAUUAAUAAUAACAAAGUUUUUAUAUUUAUGUAUCAUAUUUAUUGUGUAAUAUAUGAAUAUUCACUGCAUUUCAAUUGUUUCAGCUGCAUUUUCCACCGUCCGACAUUACCUAGUGCCUAUAUGUCAGCUCACCUAUGGAAACUUUAAAGCGUUUUUCUACUUUAUUAAUUGUUAAGAUAUUUUAUCUUGUUGAAUCUACUUAAUAUCUUUAUCAAGUCGUCCUUAUAACCCUGUGAGUCAACAUGGCCACUUGGGAUAUCUUGUCAAGGUGAUUUCUCAAAAAUUACAUGUCAUCGCCAAAAUAUAUUUUUUUAGAGGUGAACUUGACAAGAUACCUCUAGUCACCUUGUCGACUUUAUAAUUUGAUAAGUUACCAUGAUGGUUAAAUCUACUUGAAAAGAUAAAAUAUCUUGCCAUCACAUGUGGUAGCAAGUCAUUUUAAAGAUUCGGUUCUCAUUUGUGGUAUUUAGAAGGCUAUGCAAAUAUUUUUUCAAGUAUUCAAAGGCAUCACCAAAAUCUAUAUGCAAUUUCAUUGUCAGUGUGUAUAGAAGGAUGUUUAAUAUAAUAUGUGAGUCUUUUCGUUGAUAACAUACCAUAUACAUCUAUAUAAAUUUCGAUACCAACUGAAAAUUCAGUAUUUUUCUAGCAAGUAUAUCUGUUCAAAUAUUGAAAUUAUCCGUCCUAUACCUACAAUUGUAUUAUGGAGAUAUUUUUCCUACUCAAUGGGUGAUUUCAAGUUCAGUGUUGACCUUUUGGUGUUGGUCUUAGGUCAAUUUUUACAUGAGUAUUACACCAAACAUAACAUGAAGAUGAUCCUAAAAAGUCACUCACUAGUUGUUGAGAUGUCAAUAAUGUGAUCUGGAUCAGUUUUACAAACUCUGAAUAAGUUUUGGAGCUUGGGUAAGCAUCCAAAUUUCAACACUAACACCAAGGCCAAAACUGGACUUGAAAUCACCCAGUAUGUAUUAAGUGCUCUUCAAGCUGUAUAUUGGUGUAUGUUAGAAGACUUUAUAUUUUUCUUCCACUCAUUUUCGGAAUAUUGAUGAAAUGUAAGAUUUGAUUGAAAUAAAAAUUUCAGUGUUAUUUGUCAUGA